CUCUUUUUUUUUUUUUUUUAGCAUAGCUGUGUUAUACCAGUACCUGAAAAUACAUCAGGAAACAGUUGAUGUCUAUUGUAGUUUCUUUACGUGACUUGCAUGUAAAACUGCAGUGGGAAAAGCCAGAUUUGUGAAUCUACAGAAAGUUGGAUGUUUUUGAGAUGUGGAGCCAACCUCUUCUGUUGUGUUUGGGUGUUAGUGUUUGCUAAGUGGGUGUUGCUUGAUUCCUGUUCAAAUCAAAACAGGAUAUUCAGUCUUUUUAUUGUAUUCAAUUACACAGAUGACAUGAACCAGUGAUUUUUUUCAGGGUGAGGAACUAAGUAAUUUUUUAGGAUUGCAAUCAAACAUGAUUUUUAUGAUUUUAUAACCGUAGAAGGACUGGUUUAAUAAUUUUGAAGUUUAAGGUAGAGAAGACUUUAAAGCCGUGGAAAAGUAUAACCAAAUAAACAGAAAGUAAACCAAAUUUAUUUAUUGAAUAUAUGACAACUUCAGUACCCCAAGACAUGCGACUUUUUCGGGUCAAAUUUUUUACUUUUUCUACUAUGUUAUAUUUUGGUUUAGUCUUCUGUUACUUGUACCUCAUGCAAAAAAAGCAGACCGUCGCUGUGAACUCUUGAUUCACUUUAUUUAAUAUAAACAUAUUUUGCAUACAGUGAUUGUCGAGAGCAGUGAAGAGAGAACACAGCUCAACAGAUCUUGUAUCUCAUUGAAUUUGUUUGAUUAAACCAACAGAAUAAGUUGGGGAUGUUUUGCUGUUAAAAAGGAGUUACAAGUACUACAUUUUUCCCUAGCUGUUUAAGAUUUCCAGGCGCUUUUUGGCUCAGUCUAACUUCCAGUCCUUGCCACAGCCUUUCUUUAGUUAGACCCUUUGACAGCAGGCUGCACGCGAGCUUUCAAGUUGAUCCCCAAACCAAAGCCAUCCUUCAGAUGCGUUUGUCAGGCUGAAUGCUCAGGCGUUAUUGUUGGUGUGCAGUCUGGCUGUCACGCAGGGAGAAGUCCUGUUCCUGCUCUCCCUGACCAAAAUAGUAGGCGAUUAGGCUGUUGAGACUAAGCUGCCAGAACUGCGUGUGCUCGGAGAGGGAGGAUGUAAACAGAGAGUUGAGAGGGGAUCCGAGCUGCAAGCCCUGAUCCCUGUUCCCGGCCUGUGUCUGUAUUGCUCAGCAUCUGUGUACAAGUGCAGUUUUAUCACAGGUAAGUGAUAAAACUGCCAAGUUUUUUGCACGGUGCAAGUGCAGGGGAAUGCAGUGGCUGGAUCACCAGUGCCAGCUCUGAAUAAAUCUGCAUUUCCACGCCGAGGCCGAGUCAGAAUUUGUCCCUUGGUCUGCAGGGCUUUUGGUGGCGACUUGUUCCUAAGUGUACUGCCGUGUGGUCAAACCUCAUGUUAACACCAAAGAAUUGCUUUUGAAGCAAGGGCAGUCUUUAUUCGUUUUCUUUAUUCGUGCGUAACUCAAGAGGCUGAACAGGCGGGGUGGGUAGGAGCUGUCACUGAAGAGGGUUGAUGGGACAAAGUGCUUGGGUCUUGCUGGUUUAUGUUGUUCGGGGUCUCGUGUGAUCCUUAAGCAGAAACACUGGUACACAGACGGGUGGGCAGCAGGAGGGUAUCUGGAUCCUGUUCCCGGCUAUGAUAUGUAUUUCUGUCUAGUCCCAGGUUUUGUGGUUUUCAGUAAGUAACAUGCUUUUCCCUAGUCCCAAGGAUUAAGGAACUAAAAAAGAAUUUUAAAUGCUCCCAUGAUUACUUUAAAGAUAAACAUAUUUGUUGAACUGGUAAGAGGGAGCAGUACCCAGGUUUUCCCCUUGCUCUCUUUUGAAGCAAUCAGCUUGCUAGUCAAAAUAGGCUUAUGCCCCAUUUAACUGCGUCAUGCACAUGGAUCUGGGAGGGCAGGACAAGCUCUGCUGACAGUCCCUUGUGCUUAGUCCCAGCAGGUGUGCCGGGUGAGAGUCCCGGCCUGGUUUCUGGUUUUCAGCUCCUGUUUGUGGCUGCAAUUUGUUCCCUUCUUCAUUGUGGCAGCCAGCAGCAAUCGCUCUUUCAUGGUUCACUGUCUAGUACUGUAAAUCCCAGCUGUACGUGCAGCUUUAAAUUAUUCUUAGAGUUAAUGCUUUGCUCCCUGCACACUUAAUCUAACCUGUUGGGCUGUGUAGGGUGUUGGUGAAAAUCUUGAGAAAAAAAUCUUGAGAAUGAAUUGGAGAUUGCAAGAAGACCCUCCUGUGGGUGUCAGUGGUGCACCAUCUGAGAAUAAUAUAAUGCAAUGGAAUGCAGUUAUAUUUGGGCCAGAAGGGACACCUUUUGAAGAUGGUACUUUUAAACUAGUAAUAGAAUUUUCCGAAGAAUAUCCAAAUAAGCCUCCAACUGUUAGGUUUUUAUCAAAAAUGUUCCAUCCAAAUGUUUAUGCGGAUGGUAGCAUAUGUUUAGAUAUUCUUCAGAAUCGCUGGAGUCCAACAUACGAUGUUUCAUCUAUUUUAACUUCAAUUCAGUCUCUGCUUGAUGAACCUAAUCCAAACAGUCCAGCAAACAGUCAGGCGGCACAACUUUAUCAGGAGAACAAACGUGAAUAUGAGAAAAGAGUUUCAGCUAUUGUCGAACAAAGUUGGAAUGAUUCGUAACAGCUGCUUUGUUACUCUCCGUCCUCAUAAUCAUGAUGUACAAUUUAACUCUCAGUAGAAAGGCUACCAGAAAUUUCAAGUGCCACAGUUCUAAGAAUUUGCAUAAAAACUCAUUUGCAAACAAAAUUAAGCCCUCCCGUUUAGGAACCUUAAAAGCUUGUGUAUCUUGAUUAACGUACUUUUUAUUGCAUGGUAUGAACUAAGUUAUUGCUACAUAAAUUUGUAAUAUAUCCUGUUUGUAUUUUUUUUCCAAGUGUAUAAUGUUGGUGUGGAGUUUUCAUGACAGAAUAUACACAUUUUGUAAAUCUGUACUUUUUCAAAUAUUGAAUGCCUUAUUUUUGAAUUCUUUAGAUUUUUAAAUUGGAGAAAAAGCACUUAAAGUUUUUAUAUAUAAAUAUUUCAUGUAAAACUGUUAAAUACAUAACCUUAGUGCAAGACA
Messenger RNA from Athene cunicularia (burrowing owl), 3040 nucleotides. RefSeq names its product ubiquitin conjugating enzyme E2 B (gene UBE2B). The coding region runs from base 2176 to 2601 and encodes 141 amino acids. Lineage: Eukaryota; Metazoa; Chordata; Aves; Strigiformes; Strigidae. The record is from RefSeq and is a predicted model, not a curated record. Gene Ontology annotation, cellular component: HULC complex. Gene Ontology annotation, molecular function: ubiquitin conjugating enzyme activity. The transcript has 6 exons. Gene Ontology annotation, biological process: proteasome-mediated ubiquitin-dependent protein catabolic process; protein polyubiquitination; DNA repair.